Molecule: messenger RNA, 1768 nt
Organism: Carassius gibelio (silver crucian carp)
Lineage: Eukaryota; Metazoa; Chordata; Actinopteri; Cypriniformes; Cyprinidae
Product: vesicular, overexpressed in cancer, prosurvival protein 1
Exons: 5
Coding region: 1154-1708 (184 amino acids)
Cellular component (GO): cytoplasmic vesicle membrane
Source: RefSeq, a predicted model, not a curated record
GCGCUGUGAGGCCGGAUACAGAAUGCCACAGUUACGCGGCCUCCUCAUCACACUUUUAUUUGUUGAGGUGAGUAACAAAGCAUUUUACUACUUUUUACAUUUUUAUUUAGAAAUAUGUUGUUUUUAUUUGAAUUUAGUUUACAAAAACAUGUUAGUUUUGUACUAAACUUUGAUAUUGUUUCUAUUUAUAAUUCACAUUUUGUCGUCAUGCAUCUGCUGCACCGUCAGUCUCUGACAAAAAUGUAUAAUAUUUUCCACACACAUACACACUGACCAUCUAGCACACAGCAUUGUUUAUUGUUCUUUUCCAGGACUCAACAAGAAGCUCUUUGUAGUUUAUUUUCCAUGAUAUCAGAUGUAGGCUAGUCUUCAACUGUCACAAAAUAAUAAAAACACCAUUGUCAUAGUAUGUGACCCUGGACUACAAAACUAGUCAUAAGGGUCAGUUUUUUGUUUUGUUUUUGUUUUUAAUUUAGAUUUAUUCAUCAUCAGAAUGCUGAAUAAAUACAUUUUUCCAUUGAUGUAUGGUUUGUUAGAAAGGGGACAAUAUUUGGCUGAGAUACUAUUUGAAAAUCUCGAAUUGAGAAAAUCACCUUAAAAAUUGUACAAAUGGAGGCUUAGCAAUGCAUAUUACAAAUCAAAAAUUAAGUUUUGAUAUAUUUACUGUAGGAAAUGUACAAAAUAUCUUAACUGAACAUGAUCUUUACUUGAUAUCUUUCUUUUUUUUUUGCCAUAAAAGGAAAAUCUACAAUUUUGACCCUUACAAUGUUUUGUUGGCUAUUGCUACAAAAAUGUCCCAGCACCUUGUGACUCGUUUUGUGGUCCAGGGGACAUAUGGUUUCAUUUCAAAGAACACGAAAUGAAAAAGGUUUGCCAUUUUGCCACUUAUUUUUAUUUUCUAUUUGUGCAGUGGUGCAGCAUAAACAGGGUGAUGUGAGGUAAAAUAGAUCAAUAUUUUCAGUACUUUCUGUUUUUAAUUACUGGAAACUAUUUUAAACAGUAGUCUCGAAAGUAUUUGACAUGCAUCAACUGGCCAGACAAGAAAAACAAGAAAGAAGAGCGGCGACACAAGUGCAGUCUCAAUUUAUCUGACAUCAACCAAUGUUGCUGUUUCUUCCUCUUUUCAGAAUAAAUUUCUAAGUUUCAAGCUUACAUGUUUAUUGCCUUGUUCUUUCAUGCAUAUGAGACUUUAUUCAUAAAACCAUCUCUUCAUUUGCAGACAGUUGCUGAAAAAAAGUACUGUUGGUACUUUGAAGGAGAUUACCCUGUGUACUUUGUAUGCAAGACAUAUGAAGACUGCUGUGGCACACAAUGCUGUGUUCGAGCUCUUUCUGUUCAGAGAAUAUGGUAUUUCUGGCUGCUGCUGAUAAUUGGCAUUUUGUGCUGCUGCAGUACUGGGUACUUCAUUCGCAGACGUGUCCACCCUUACCCUCCUCCCGACAGACCGGAGUUUAACGUGGCCUUCACCAGACAGCCCAUCAUAUCACCAGGAUUGCAUCAGGCUGGCUUUCACAAUUAUGGAGACUCAGAGACUGCAGUCAUUUCCACCGUCUACCAAGUGCAGACCCACCCUGGUCACGUGACUGCAGUGUAUUCAGCCGUUCCGUCCCACUACAGACAGCCCCCUCCUUCCUAUGAGCAGAGGCUGAAACUGAAACAAGAAAAUAUCCUCCAUUUCUUCACCACCAGCACCAGCCUGAACCAUUGAUACAAGACAGGAUGGAUCCAUGCUUUGCUUAAACCAAAUUCCAGUCCUCUGUUGUCCAAU